UUGAUUUGGGCCGAUGGUGGGCUUUUCUCGGCUCCACCUCCAGCUGCUGUCUCGUCUCUCUGAGCCGUUCCCUGCCGCAUCUCGUCGCUGCCAUCCCUUCGUUGUCGCCUUCACUCCCUUCUCGCAGCCGUAUCCUCGUUUCAUCCCCGCCAAGUGUCCUUCUUCCAUCCAGCUGACAUCGGUGCCGUCUCCUACUUAUCGUCCUUCGAGCUGAAUUCGCUUCCGUCGACUGCUGCUCUUCUCGACGCGUGCUUCUCAUCCCAUCUCGUAGUCUUCGCCGCUUCAUCCUUUUUCCCGCCCAGCACUGCUAGUGAAGCUAUAUAUACACAGGAAACCCCAGGACAGAAGACCAGGAAGCUGUACACAUAAGAAUGGCGUUGGAGCAGGAGGAGUUCAAGGAGUAUGCUGAGAAGGCAAAGUCACUGCCUCCGGCGACGAAGGAUGCCGAUAAGCUCGUCCUCUAUGGACUCUUCAAGCAAUCCACCCUUGGUUCUGUCAACACCAAUCGUCCUGGAAUGUUCAGUCCAACUGAAAGGGCGAAAUGGGACGCCUGGAAAGCAGUUGAAGGGAAGAGCAAAGAAGAGGCAAUGACCGAGUACAUUGCCAAGGUGAAGCAGUUGAUGGAAGGAGAUGAAUAUCGACUAGAGCAUCCAUUAUUGUUCAGGACAACCGAUUUGGUGUGGAGGUCCUUCAUAUCAACCUAGGUUCACCCUUUUUACUAUUCAACGUGACAAAUUGUAAGUUUUAUUUCCAUUAUCCACGGCAUCAGCUUGAUGAACU
Molecule: messenger RNA, 780 nt
Organism: Linum tenue
Lineage: Eukaryota; Viridiplantae; Streptophyta; Magnoliopsida; Malpighiales; Linaceae
Source: the annotation of a GenBank genome assembly